Molecule: messenger RNA, 627 nt
Organism: Chanos chanos (milkfish)
Lineage: Eukaryota; Metazoa; Chordata; Actinopteri; Gonorynchiformes; Chanidae
Gene: twist3
Product: twist3
Exons: 1
Coding region: 1-627 (208 amino acids)
Biological process (GO): regulation of transcription by RNA polymerase II; developmental process
Molecular function (GO): DNA-binding transcription factor activity, RNA polymerase II-specific; protein dimerization activity; RNA polymerase II transcription regulatory region sequence-specific DNA binding
Source: RefSeq, a predicted model, not a curated record
AUGAGAGAGGAGUCGUCCCUCAGCGACAUGCCCGAGGGCAGACUGGUGACCAGCGAAGAGGAAUCUGAACGCCAGUCCAACAAAUGCCCGGUCGUCGUGGCAACACCAGCGCCCAUCGGACGCAAGCGGGUAACGGGUUCAAAGAAAGAGAACAGUGGGCCACUACCACAAGAGGACCCAGAGGGCACCGAGGGUCCAUCCAUUUUGGCUCCCUCUGUGCCCAAACGGCUCAAGAAAAGCCCUCCACCUUCAUCAUCGUCCUCCUCAUCCUCCCUUGGCCCUGCCAUGAGCGCUGUUUCACCGAUCUCAGCUUCUGGGCAGUCGUUCGAGGAUCUACACACACAACGCGUUAUCGCUAACGUUCGGGAGCGUCAGCGCACACAGUCUCUGAAUGACGCAUUUGCCUCUUUACGCAAAAUCAUUCCCACUCUGCCCUCCGACAAGCUUAGCAAGAUCCAAAUCCUUAAACUGGCCUCUCGCUACAUUGACUUCCUCUACCAGGUGCUCCAGAGUGAUGAGAUGGACUCCAAGCUGGCCAGCUGUAACUACCUGGCUCAUGAACGUCUCAGCUACGCCUUCUCCGUCUGGAGGAUGGAGGGAGCCUGGUCUAUGUCUGCUACACAUUAG